UGUUUUGAUGGAUUUGGCCACAGGACAACAAGUUUCUGUAAUAUUUUUAGACACUGAAGGCUUUGCUGCAAACAAUAUUUCUGAAAAUUAUGAUGCAAAAAUAUUUGCUGUAUCAACCUUGAUCAGUUCUCAUCUUAUCUACAACUCUGUGAAAAUAGUUGACCAGUCUGAUAUUGAUUACCUUGAACUUUUGGCACGGAGAACGCAGCUUUUUGCUCUUCGAUCACAAAUGUCACGGGUCAAGUGGACUGAUGACUUUAUCCAUGAUCUUCUAAGUUUCCCACCUCUUAUUUGGGUUGUCCAGGAUUUUGUUCAGACAGCUGUGGAGAAAGAAACACCAAAAGAAUGGCUGCAUCGUUUGAUGGAUACCCAUUCACGAGAGAAUGAAAAUUAUGAAAUUAGUCUACUUGAUAUUUUCAAGUCUGUUGAUUGCCACACACUCUUCCUUCCUGCCAUUAAGAAAAGGCUCUUGACAGAUCUCUCACGGGCACAGGAAGAAGAUCUUACUGAAGAAUACAAAGAAGAACGAAAUUCUUUAUUAGAAAAACUGAAGAAGGAAUUAAUACCAAAAGAAAAAAAUCAUAAACCAAUUUCUGGAACUGAGCUUGCAGCCUUGUUUGAAGUUUUAGUGACUGCUGCAAAUGAUGGUUCACUUGCAGAGGUCCCCAGCCGGUGGACAACUUUUGUAGAAAGAAUCAAGCAGACAGCAACUGAAGACUGUCAUAAGUUUUAUAUGACAGAGAUGAUGGUAUUAAAUGAAAAGUACAGCAGUGGACCUGUAAACAUGCAAGAACUUGAGGAAUGGCAUAAUCAAGUUUUCCAGAACUCUCUGAAACUACUAGAACAACUUUUGAAAGGACUUGAAGAAACUGCUGAAGAAGCUAAGCACAAGUUGACAGAAAAUAUUCAGCAGUUUUAUGUAAGAACCAAAGACAUAAAUGAAAAGAAAAUCAGGCUGCGUUGCUCAGAGCUGCUGAAUAAAAUGGAGCUGAUUGCUGAAGAUUCAUUACGAGCACUUUCCUUGCCAGUCCCAAGUUCCACUUUACAUCAUCAAAUAGCGGAAAUUAUUCAUGAUGCACAGGAAGGCUUCAGGAAAGAACUAGGUGAUCUAGUAGUUCCAGAAGUGAGGGAAAAAUAUUUGGCUUAUUUGAGAAAAACAAUUCAUAAUUUAGGAGAAUCUUUUCAUCUACAGAACUCCAAGGCUUUGGAGUCAAUGUUUCUGGAUGGAAUAAAUUUAGCCAUAGAUAAGUUCAAAGUUCUUACAAAGGACUCAGGAAAUCAACCCCUGAAGCCUUUUUUGUUGAAGAAUGUUCUGGAAAAAGGAUUUACAACAGCAGUUAAGGUUUUUGAAUCUCAGUGCUCGCAAUAUUCUGAAGAAAGUUUAUAUCAACCACACAAAGCAUUACUUGAGAACAGGUUAAUGGAGCAAUGGAAGGAACUUGAAAAGAAAAAUGAAGAUUUAGUUCAAAGUCUAAUUAAAACAGUGGUACAGGAAUUACUCCAUCAAUUUCAUGAUAACACUGACAUAAAUCAUAUACCACUCCCAUCGAAUGAAACAGACUUAAAUUCUAGGUUACAAAUGGAAAUGCUCAGAGUGGAGAGACGAUACAAAGAACAGACAGAAGAUUUUAGCAGUUACAAGGGAUAUAUCAUUGGAAUUGCAGAUCUUCAAAGAGGAUUGCACAGCAUCUGUGGACAGAGAAGAAAGGAAAAUGUUGAAGCAUUUACAGAAGUGGUAAAACAACCUUUGGAAACAUCCAAACAAAUCAUCAUGCUUUCUGCUGACAAGUACACCACAGAAUUUAGUGUAAAACAAUAUAUGAGAUCAGUGUGCCUUUUAAACCUGAAUGAAGGAAAACCUAGACAUUGGUCACAGAAUCUGAAGCACAGUAUUGUUGACCACUUCUUAAUAUCUGAUAAAGAACUUCAAAACAUCAUAAAGUCAAAGCAAGGAUGGUAUUCUAGCAUCAUUGGUUUUUUCCAGUGGCUUCUCUGGCUAUUCAAUUUAUCAUGAUUUUAUGUAAUAUUUCAUAUUUAUUUUUGAUAUGUAAAAGGCUUAGCUUACACUUCCUUUGUUAAUUCUGUAAUAUAGUGCCUGUGUUACAAAGUAGUAUUUCCAGUAAGUAAUUCACUGCAAGAAAAAAAACUAAUUAUGUUAAUAUCUUCAGGAAGAAUAAUUUAUAUUGAAUGAAGACAGGUUUUGGUUUACUUCAAAACUUUAUAAAUGACUUAAAAAUCUGAAAGGGGAGACAAGUUGUUCCUUGCAUAUUAUUGUAGAAAUCAAGAUGUGCAUAAAAAAUGUGAUUUCAUAACAACUGAAAGUUUUGUGGAAGCAAAUACCACUUUAGUUAGCCAUGAGAUUUGGCUAAAACCUAGUGAACAAAGACCUCUAUCAUUAGUUUAGCAAAAAAAAUUAUGUUACAACAAGCAUAUGGCACAAUGAAUUUGCUUUUAUGAUGGGUGAACUUUAGGGAAGAUUUUAAUACAGAUUUUUUUUAAUAUUAAAUGGUUUUAAUUAUUUUGAUUGGAGUGUUUUUGAAUUGUUAGAAAUAAAGUACAAACCUGUUUUA
This is a messenger RNA of Limulus polyphemus (Atlantic horseshoe crab), 2570 nucleotides long. Its product is annotated as guanylate-binding protein 5-like. The transcript has 19 exons. Bases 8 to 2014 code for a protein of 668 amino acids. The record is from RefSeq and is a predicted model, not a curated record. NCBI's taxonomy places the organism in Eukaryota, Metazoa, Arthropoda, Merostomata, Xiphosura, Limulidae. Gene Ontology annotation, molecular function: GTP binding; GTPase activity.